CCCCUGCUCGCGGCGCGCGCCGGACCGGGUGGCGCGCUGUUGCUGCCGCUGCGGCGCGCGUCUCCUCCUCCUCCUCCUUCUUCUCCUCCUCCUUCUCCUCCCGCCCCCCAGCUGUUGCCUCCUCGCGCUCCCGUUGUACCCGCGGCGCGCGCCGGCCCCGCCAGGCGACGCCUAAAAUGACUGUGUGAAUGCAGUGGAAUAAAUGGCGUCCAAAGUAACUGAUGCUAUAGUUUGGUACCAGAAGAAGAUUGGGGCAUAUGAUCAACAAAUAUGGGAAAAAUCAGUAGAGCAAAGAGAAAUAAAGUUUAUUAGAUUGGGUUUGAGAAACAAACCAAAGAAAACUGGACAUGUGAAACCAGACCUCAUUGACGUUGAUCUCGUAAGAGGAUCUGCUUUUGCUAAAGCAAAGCCUGAAAGUCCUUGGACAUCUCUGACCCGCAAAGGAAUCGUGAGAGUUGUUUUCUUUCCGUUCUUCUACAGGUGGUGGCUACAAGUGACAUCGAGAGUCAUCUUUUUCUGGCUGCUAGUUCUUUACCUUCUUCAAGUUGCUGCUGUAGUGUUAUUCUAUACAGCCCAAAGCCCACAUAAUAUACCUCUGACUGAAGUAAUUGGGCCAAUAUGGCUAAUGUUGCUACUUGGAACUGUGCAUUGUCAGAUUGUUUCAACACGAACUCCUAAGCCACCUCCCAGCACAGGGGGUAAAAGAAGAAGGAAAUUAAGGAAAGCAGCACAUUUGGAAGUACAUAGGGAAGGAGAUGGCUCUAGUACCACAGAUAACACACAGGAGGGAACAGUGCAGAGCUACGGUACAAGCACCUCUUGCAGUAUUGGCGCUGUCUUCAGAGAUAUCUGGCAUGCUGCUUUCUUUUUAUCAGGAUCUAAGAAAGCAAAAAACUCAAUAGAUAAAUCCACUGAGACUGACAAUGGCUACGUGUCGCUUGAUGGGAAAAAGACAGGUAAAAGCAGUGAAGAAUGUAUACAGGCACAUGAACGGCGCUUUGAAGUGGUUAAGCCAGAAGAGUCAGGGUGGAGCACUGCAACUAUGAGAGAUACUUUCAGCAAUCACAGUCGUCACAAAGAUACCCACAGGACUGUGACAAAUUUAUCAGAUGAAGUUUCCAGUGAGGAAGGACCUGAAACUGGAUAUUCUUUACGUCGCAAUGUAGAACGCACUUCCAGUGAUUGCACACUUCGAAACAGGAAAUCUCACCAUUAUAAGAAGCAUUAUCCUCUGGAGGAUACACCUAAAUCGGGUACUAGCUGUAGUUCUCGGUGUUCAAGCUCCAGACAAGAUUCUGAAAGUGCAAGGCCAGAAUCAGAAACUGAAGAUGUACUGUGGGAAGACCUCUUACACUGUGCAGAGUGCCACUCUUCCUGUAGUAGCGAGACAGAUGUGGAAAGCCCUCAGAUGAAUCCAUGUGUGAAGAAAGAAUACAGAGAUGACCCAUUUCAUCAGAGUCAUUUGCCUUGGAUCCACAGUUUGAAUCCAGGACUAGAAAAAAUAAGUGCGAUUGUGUGGGAGGGUAAUGACUGCAAGAAAGCAGAUAUGUCUGUGCUUGAAAUCAGUGGUAUGAUAAUGAACAGAGUGAACAGCUAUGUACCAGGAAUUGGUUAUCAGAUUUUUGGAAAUGUCAUAUCUUUAAUCUUGGGUUUAAUGCCAUUUGUCUUUCGACUUUUCCAAGCUAAAGAUUUGGAACAACUAGCUACACAUUCUGCCACUGAACUUUGCAUGACUGCAUUUGGAUCAAAUGGAGACAUCCUGGUUCUCUCAAUGGUUAUUAUAAGUUUUGUGGUCCGUGUGUCUCUAGUGUGGAUUUUUUUUUUUCUGCUAUGUGUAGCAGAGAGGACAUAUAAACAGAGGCUACUGUUUGCCAAACUUUUUGGUCAUCUAACAUCUGCCAGAAGGGCAAGAAAAUCUGAGGUCCCUCACUUCCGUUUGAAGAAAGUACAGAAUAUAAAAAUGUGGCUUUCUCUCAGGUCCUAUCUGAAGCGUCGAGGUCCUCAACGCUCAGUCGAUGUAAUAGUUUCAUCUGCUUUCCUACUGACUAUCUCAGUUGUGUUUAUCUGUUGUGCACAGCUGCUUCACAUGCAUGAGAUCUUCCUUGAUUGUCACUACAAUUGGGAACUCAUAAUUUGGUGCAUUUCACUAACUCUUUUUCUCUUAAGAUUUGUUACUCUUGGAUCUGAAACCAGUAAAAAGUACAGCAAUACCUCAAUAUUACUUACCGAGCAGAUAAACUUGUACUUGAAAAUGGAGAAAAAGCCUAAUAAGAAGGAUGAACUGACGCUAGUGAACAAUGUUUUAAAGCUUGCUACUAAGUUAUUGAAGGAACUGGACAGUCCCUUUAGAUUAUAUGGACUUACAAUGAAUCCAUUGCUUUAUAAUAUCACCCAAGUUGUCAUCUUGUCAGCCGUUUCUGGUGUCAUCAGUGACUUACUUGGAUUUAAUCUAAAGCUUUGGAAGAUCAAAUCUUGACAAUAUACAAAGAAGAUGAGAUAACACAGUGUUACAGAAAAGCUCAUUCAUUGAUAAAACUGCCUCAAAGCAGCCACUGAAUCUGUAUUUCAGAUGCUACAACCUCUUCAAGGAUGUCAUUUGGAAAAUUGAAGUGUUUACAUCUGACUGUCUUGUGCAAUCUUUGUAUUUAUUUCAUCUUCUCACUGUUAUAUGUUAAUUUUAGUUGACAUUUAUAUUUUAUUUUCAAACUUACUUGUUUAGUUUUGGAAAGGAUCAGAUUUUGGGAAAGGUCAACUUUGUGUCCGAGAACUUGAAGCCCUGGAAAUCGAUUACAAUAAAUUACUAUGUAUGUUGUUAAAGCUGAAGCCAAUCCUGAACAUUUUUAGUUGCAGUAACACUAGAUGGAAGUCAUUUGUUUUUUUGAUAGUGUGGUAAAAUUACUUAGAAUAUUUAAUUUGCACCAAUCAUUUAUAGAACAACAAUGACAUCAAUAGAUGUUUGGUUGCAAUAGAAAAGUGAGAUCUAUAAAAAACAUAAAAUGCUGACAAUGCAGUGUGACAAGUAGCAGAAAUAUUUUAUAUUACUAUUAGAAGCAAGUGGGAAUAUUUAAUAUUUUGAGUUAUUCCAGGACCUAAACUCACAUAAGCUGCAGUUUGAUUAUCCUGGGAUAUUACUAAGGUAUUAUAUAGCAAGUCAACAAGUGCUCUUUGAUAACAGUUUUAUUAGAGCAAUAAUUGUAAAUGGUUACCAUACUGUACAAUAUUUUGAUAAAAUUAAAUAUUGUAUUUAUUUGAAAUAUUGGGCUGUUCUGCACAGCUCUGACUGUGCAUGCUCAAUACGUGCACUUUUUAUUGUUACUUUUAGUGAGAAAUUUAUAUAUACACACAUAUAAAUGUAUAUUAAUUGGAAUAUAUUAUGGUGAACUAUGGAGCAGUAUAUAUUAUAUGUUGAAGUUGAAUAUUUAAACAAGCAAAAGAGUUACUGGUGGAAGGAAUGUUAUUAAAGACUGAGCAUAAGAUAAAUAGAUGCUCUCCUUUUGUACACUAUAGUAUAUGCCAUUCAUACCACAAACACAGAAAACAAGUUCCUCUGAUGAGCAGCAGAGCUCAUUGAGCCUAGUAUUCUGCAGAUUUGUGUCUUCAGUUAACCUCCUUUCCUCCCUAGUGCUUUCCCAGCUGGAAAAUGAUGGUUCUUCAGUGUCAUAAAAAUAGAUGUUCACCCCUGUAGAAUUAAGUUACUUGGAACUUUUCAGUCUAUGAAUUAUAUUGGGAGGAUUAAUAUUACCAGGUGCAAGUAUUCUUACAUUUUAUGUUUCUACAAUAAUGGCUUCAUACUGAAAAAUGACAAGUAAUUAGGUGACAAGAGUCUGGACAUUUUACUAUGCUUGCUAAUCUUCAGAAUCUUGAAAGACUUGAAGUAAUGUAUCUUAAACUUAUGUGGUAUAAAAUAUUUUUAUAUAUAAAGCAACACAAACAAGCAUUUUGUAUUUUAUUUGCCUCUGUACUAAUGUUUAAUAAUGACCAAAGUGCAUUCUGGUUUUUGAAAGAAUGUAUUACUGGAGCUUUAAGAACAUACUAUAUUUAGUUUCUCGUGAAAACUUCAACUGCAUCUGAUCUGUUUCUUCUUUCUCUGUUGUUGAUGUUGGAAUUGUUUUUAAAAAUUAAGUACAUUUUAUACACGUUUUUUUCCAAAUUCUGGUACAGACAUACAUGGAACUUAGUUUUGCACAAAAUAUAUUUUAAGAAAAAAAAAAGUACAGCAGGAGUUCUGUGGGUGAUAGAAGAUAAGGCUGUUGCUUUUUGCAGCCUGUCACUGUUACAAAACCAUUCUUUACACUAGAAUGGAAUUAUUUUUAGAAAUGUAAAAUGGUGAAUAUAUGGCUUACAUUAUCUUAAAAAAAAAAAUGUGAGGGAGGGAAAACAUUGCGGUUUUGGUUGAAGGUGAAAUUAGUUUAACGAUGUAUACCUCAGCAGCUAGCACUGUGCUGGAUUGUUGCACUAACAAAUGGCGGCUUGGGGAGAGUAAAAGAUUUGUGAAAUGGAAAUAAAAAUAAUAAAACCCUUUCUUUGCUACCAUUAGGUAUAUUCAUUAUGUUUAAGAUGGAAGAGGUUUAUUCUUCAUCCCUCAAUAUGGAAAAUCCCGUAUGAGAAUAGAGGCAAGUAGAAACAUGGCAGGUCUUGCGUGUUAACUGUUAUUUUUUGCCACUUGUUUUGUAACUGAAAGUCUGAUCAGAUUUGGAAUAAAGCUUUCUAUGGUUGAUGGUUAAAAAGAAAAAAAGCAAUGUGGUGAGCUAUAUCCUUUUGAAAUAUCCAGCAUAUUUCUCAGUCUGGCUGCUUUGAUUUAAAUCCAUUUAUUCUGUUUAAGUCAAAGUAUAUUUGGGAGACCAAUCCUGCAAACAGAAUGCAAAUGAUGGUUGUAAAAAUUGCACUUCAUUGCAAGACACAAACCUUCAGACACUUUUAGUUAUGUGAAGUAGCUUAGUUUUAUGCAGCUUCCACAUAACUGAAAAAUAUUGAAACAGAAUUCAAUCCUGUUUCACCAGGAUUUCAGAGAUUAAUUUCAGCCACCAUUUUGAUUGUUCCAUUAUGUCACAAGAUAUACUUCCAUGUAAAAAAAUAAAUGCAAAC
Molecule: messenger RNA, 5085 nt
Organism: Cuculus canorus (common cuckoo)
Lineage: Eukaryota; Metazoa; Chordata; Aves; Cuculiformes; Cuculidae
Gene: PHTF2
Product: putative homeodomain transcription factor 2
Exons: 19
Coding region: 203-2476 (757 amino acids)
Cellular component (GO): endoplasmic reticulum
Source: RefSeq, a predicted model, not a curated record